Molecule: messenger RNA, 2163 nt
Organism: Ruditapes philippinarum (Manila clam)
Lineage: Eukaryota; Metazoa; Mollusca; Bivalvia; Venerida; Veneridae
Product: heat shock 70 kDa protein 12A-like
Exons: 8
Coding region: 304-2022 (572 amino acids)
Molecular function (GO): ATP binding; ATP-dependent protein folding chaperone
Source: RefSeq, a predicted model, not a curated record
AAUUAAUUUUUUGGAUCCAAGCCAAAAAUAUCCAAUUGAUCAUUCAUACAUUAUUUUAAAACAAUUUAUUUUAUAGAAACAAAUAUUGUGAUAUCGCCACAAAAAUGUAAUGAAUGAUAUUUGUUUUUAUUGUAAGAUUCAGUAGUUAAUUAAACAAAGAAGUGAUUGACAAUACAUGUAUAAUUACAAUUUAAUAAAGCUAAUAAAGUGGAAAUACGUGUAAAAUAUUUCUAUGCUGACAGGGAAGUGAAUUAUAUCCUUUCCUGGUAGUCGGACAUUUUUGUGUAAAGGUAUUGUGAGUACAUGAUGAGUUAUCUUCUUGUUGCUGCCAUUGAUUUUGGAACAACUUUCUCUGGGUGGGCGUUCUCAUUCAAACAUGACUUCGAACGUGACCCAACAAAAAUAACUGCAAAGAACUGGCAUGGGGAUCAACUUAUUUCCCAAAAAGCCCCUACUUGUGUAUUGAUAAAACCAGACGGACGAACAUUUGACUCAUUCGGUUAUACUGCAGAAAGUAAAUAUGCCGAGCUGGUUGCAGAGGAGAAGCACGAACAAUGGUAUUUUUUCAGAAGAUUCAAGAUGAUGCUCUUUGAUAAAAUUGAAGAUGCUUGUGGGAAACAGCUGUCGGCUAAAAAAGUGUUUUCGAUGGUGAUAAAGUUUUUAAAAGACGACCUGUUGGAAGAAUGCAGCAACCAGCUUGGUGAUUCAAUCAAUGAUAAAGAUGUAAAGUGGGUGUUGACAGUCCCUGCCAUUUGGAAUGAUGUCGCUAAACAGUUUAUGAGAGAAGCUGCCAUAAAGGCAGGUAUCAUGAAAGAACACUUGCUCAUUGCAUUAGAGCCAGAGGCUGCCUCUAUAUUCUGUAGACAUCUUCCAGUAGAUAAGGCAGAAGGGGAAGAAGAAGUAUCACUUGCAUCUAUGAAAGCAGGGACAAAAUAUAUGGUUGUUGAUGCUGGCGGUGGUACUGUAGAUAUCACGUUCCAUCAGGUAAUUGUUGAUGACAAGUUGAGGGAGAUACAUAAAGCUAGCGGUGGUGCUUGGGGAGGAACAAGGAUUGAUGAUGAAUACGAGAAAUUCCUUGAUUCCCUAUUUGGACAAGAUAUAAUGAAGAAGUUCCAAAAACAGAAUAUGGAUGAUUACUUUGAUAUGAUGCGAGCAUUUGAGAUAAAAAAGAGAGAUCUCAAACUAAAGGGAGCGAAUAAAGUCACAAUUCGAAUUCCACCUUCAUUGAUUGAUAUAGUACAGGAGAACCGGGGAAAACAAUUAAAGGAUAUCAUAACAGAAUCCAAAUAUAACGGAAACAUAACGUACGUGAGUGGGAAAAUCAGAGUAUACCCGGAACUGCUUAUAGCUCUUUUCAAGGAUACGGUUGCAAAAAUCAUUAAACAUAUGAAUUCACUAUUACAGGAAGAGAAAUGUCAUGAUUGCUCAACAAUAGUUCUUGCAGGUGGAUUUGCAGAGUCCUAUAUACUGCAAGAAGCUAUUCGAGAUGCAUUCAAGGGUAUGCGAUUGAUCAUACCAAAUGGGACAGGGUUAGUUGUCUUGAAAGGCGCCGUUAUAUUUGGUCAUCGACCAGCAACCAUAGUAGAGAGAGUAUGUCGAUACUCAUACGGUCUUAAAGGGAGCCAUCGGACGUCUGAGGAGUGUAAACAUCCACCAACAAAAACAACUGAAGGUAAAGAUGGAAUAAAGCGUUGUAAAAAUUUGUUUAAGAUAUAUGCAAGAUGUGGCGAGACUGUGGAAUUGACAGAAGAGCGUUCAACUUAUUUAGGAUGUCCAAGAUAUGAUGAUCAAACAAACAUUGGGUACACUAUAUACGCAUCUGAAAAUGAGAAUCCCUUGUUAACGACGGAAGACAAAUGUUUCGAAUUAGGACGAUUGAAAAUUCCAAUUUCGGAUACAUCCUUUGGAAGAAACAGAUUAUUUGAGAAAAGUUUUAUAUUUGGUGACACUGAGAUUAUCGUAAAAGUAGUUGAUAAAGUAUCAAAGGAAGUAUAUUUGUUGUCAGUUAACUGUUUAGAAUAGUUCUAGAUACUCAAGCGAGCACGAAUAAAUUUUAUUUUCUUGAUAAAGUGAACAUUAAGUACAUGAAAGUGUAUAGAAUAUGAAUAAUAGUGAAUAAAAUUAUGCAACCAUUUCAGAAAUGUAUACAAUGGCUUUUUUGUG